CUCACCAUUCCUCGGCCAUCGCGCUGCAGGUCUAGUAGCGCCGGAAGGCGGCGGUUUCGUGCUGCAAUACAAAGCGGAGAGUGACCGUUAGCGGCGGCCGGUGCGAUCGCGGGCGGGCGCGCGCGGUCCGACCCGAGGAUGGCGGCGAUGGCGCUCGGAUGGGCCCCCUGCUCGAGCCUGUACUCACCGCGAGCCGGACAGAGAGAGGGGGAGGGGAACAAGAUGGCGGAGGAAAAGGGCGAGCACGCGUGCGUCGGCGACGUCACCGCGUCCGCUCCCGCCCCGUCUCGCGCAAGACCCACACCUUCCUCCCCCGCGAUUCCCGUCACCGAGUAGACAGGUGGCCACGCAAGUCGCCUGAAGGAACAGGCAGCAAACCAUUACCGCGGCGACGACUCCAGCAACAACAACACCUGUUUAGGUGGCGCCUUCGCGAUACCUACGUUGUAACUUUGUCCUCUCUCCUGCCAAGUGAGACAGCGAUGUUGUUAUACGCCGUUACAAUAGAAGGAACCUGACUUGGAGGUAGGGACAUUACCGAUAGCCCUCAGCACUGUGCAAAGUAUUUUAUUAUCAACCAGUGCAGGGAUGUUAUGACACACCUCAGGAUCCGGUGGGAGUUGGACCCAGGUCUCCCAGCUCAGAGGUGUGUGCACUGUCACACAAAAAUCCCGGAAUGAACUGAAGAUGCUGGAAAUCAGAAACAUAAACAGAAAUACCUGGGAAAACACGUGAAAGAAGUGAAACCAUCACUGUAUUCUAACAGAUGAAAGGCUUAACAAUCAAUUUUUCAAUGUAUAAUUUCAGUUACAUCACACUGCAAAUUUUUGCUAUAAAUUCUGUGUUACGAUUGAGCCCUCCACUAUCACCUGAUGAAGGAGCGUCGCUCCGAAAGCUAGUGCUUCCAAUUAAACCUGUUGGACUAUAUGACCUGGUGUUGUGUGAUUUGUAACUGUGUACACCCCAGUCCAACACCGGCAUCUCCAAAUCUGGGAAAACUCAGCAGCAUCAGUGACAGAACGCGGAGUUGAGGUUCGGGUCCAGUGACGGGUUCUCCGGAAAGGGCCGGUGGGGGGAUUUGAAAAGUUUUGCCUACAAGAUUGGGCGGAUCAAACUGGACAAAUUGAUCGGAUCCGAUCCUUUUCAUUUCUUCGGGAUACGCAGCAAGGAGUUUGUUUCCAUCGGCCGGUCUCAAACGUCUGCUCCGACCAAAAUACAAUGUCCGGUCAAAUAACCGAAGUUGCAGGUGAUCAAAAUGAAAAUUCAAGAAACGAAUCACAGAAGUGGACAAGAUCCCAAAUUUUCACACUAGUCUCUGUAGCAUCAUUGAACUUUAGUUCUAUGAUUUGUUAUUCAAUUUUGGCACCUUUCUUUCCAAAAGAGGCAGGAAGGAAAGGAGCCAAUGACACUGUUGUUGGAAUGAUUUUUGGAUGUUUUGCUUUAUUUAAUCUUGUAUUUUCACUUGUAUUAGGAAAAUAUAUUAUACAAAUCGGAGCAAAAUUUAUGUUUCUGUCUGGAAUGUUCGUUUCUGGCUGGUCUACCAUCCUUUUUGGCCUAUUGGAUAAAGCUCCAAAUGGAUCUAUAUUUAUCACGUUGUGUUUCAUCAUAAGAUCAAUGGAUGCAAUAGGAUUUGCUGGAAGCGUUACUGCCUCAUUUUCAAUUCUUGCCUCAACAUUUCCAAACAAUGUAGCCACAAUCAUGGGACUUCUGGAAAUAUUCACUGGGCUUGGCCUCGUAAUGGGUCCACCUGUUGGAGGUUUUCUGUACCAGACAUUUGGGUAUGAAGUUCCUUUCAUUGCACUGGGAUGUAUCGUUCUUUUGAUGGUACCUUUGAACAUGUGUAUUCUACCAAAUUAUGAUGGAAUUGCCAGCAAAGAAUCAUUCUGGAAACUACUUGCAAUCCCCAAAAUAACAUUUGUGUGCCUGAUUGUAAUUUCUAUAAGUUCUUGUAUUGGCUUUCUGGAUCCCACCAUAUCACUGUUUGUAACUGAGAAGUUCAACCUGCACUCUGGAUAUAUAGGACUAGUAUUUCUAGGAUUCGCUUUGUCAUAUGCUCUAUCCUCCCCAUUACUUGGAUAUUUAAGUGAUGAAGUACCGAGAAUUAGGAAGUGGCUAAUGCUUAUUGGAAGUUGGCUGAUUGCUGUUAGCUUUUUUUUAUUGGGACCAGCACCAAUUUUUCAUAUCAAGUGCCGGCUCUGGAUGUUUGUUUUGAUGCUGGUAAUCAGUGGGAUUUCGCUCAGCUUAUGUGGAAUUCCUGUUUUCCCAGAAAUUAUCUCCUGUGUUUAUGAGAAUGGAUUUGAAGAGGGACUUGGUACUUUAGGUCUCGUGUCUGGAAUGUUUGGAGCAUGUUGGUGUUUGGGGUCAUUUGUAGGACCAACACUGGGUGGAUAUCUAUAUGAAAAAUUGUGUUUUGAGUGGGCUGCAUUCAUACAAGGAGGCUUUUCACUCUUUUUUGGUUCCUUGCUGGGUUUGUUCUUUGUAGUGGAAAUAUUUCAAAAAAGGAGGCCACUAUCUGCGAUUCACACUGAUGAAGAGCGAGCACCAUUGAUAUCAAAUUAAAUAUGGACAUUAACGGGUUUGAUUGGAUUACAAUUCUCUUGCAGACAACCUUUAGGCAUCCUCAUGCUUAAAACUGCCUUUACUAAAUAACUUUGUGUGGGUUUAAAUUUUUUAAUACUAAUUCUGAAACUUGCCUUUAAUAGAGUAAGAUGAAUUUCAUAUUAGUCAUCAAAUAUAGUAUAUCAGAGUGACAUGGUGGCUCUGUGGUUAGCACUGCUGCCUCACAGCACCAGGAACCUAAGUUCAAUGCUACCGUGGCGUGGCUAUCUGUGUGGAGUUUGCACAUUCUCCCAGUGUCUGUUUUCUCCCAUAGUCCAAAGAUGUGCAGGUUAGAUGGAUUGGUCAGGCUAAAUUGCCUAUAGUGUCUGGGAAUGUUUAGACUAGGUGUGUUAGCCAUGGGGAAUGUAGGCUUACAAGGAUGGGGUUGGUUUGGGUGUGAUAUUCUUUGCGGGGACGGUGUGGUGUUGAUGAGCCGAAUUCCACCCUGCAGAGAUUCUGAUCGUGAUGUCAAGCAGUAUUUUAUUGUGGAAUCAUGAUUUUUACAGAAAUUACUUUGUAUUCAUUAUCCUUUAUGUCAAUCAGUCUAAUUUGAUGAUCCUGAUCACAAUCUUCUUGUCACUAAUAAAGUAAUAAAACCACCA
This is a messenger RNA of Hemiscyllium ocellatum (epaulette shark), 3200 nucleotides long. RefSeq names its product solute carrier family 18 member B1 (gene slc18b1). The coding region runs from base 1219 to 2559 and encodes 446 amino acids. The transcript is spliced from 15 exons. Gene Ontology annotation, biological process: transmembrane transport. Gene Ontology annotation, molecular function: transmembrane transporter activity. NCBI's taxonomy places the organism in Eukaryota, Metazoa, Chordata, Chondrichthyes, Orectolobiformes, Hemiscylliidae. The record is from RefSeq and is a predicted model, not a curated record.